Trametes versicolor FP-101664 SS1 is the source of this 735-nucleotide messenger RNA. RefSeq lists its product as uncharacterized. The record is from RefSeq and is a predicted model, not a curated record. Bases 1 to 735 code for a protein of 244 amino acids. Lineage: Eukaryota; Fungi; Basidiomycota; Agaricomycetes; Polyporales; Polyporaceae. The transcript has 2 exons.
AUGCCUGCGUUCACCUCUCCCGCUUCCCUCCGCCGCCUUUCGCGCGCCGCCAGCACGCGUACAUCCACACGCGCUAUCGUACCGCCUGGACCGACCGUCGACACCACCUCCCCUACCGCCGACACUCAGCCCGCACCGGAAGCUCCGACGUCACCGCGCCCCCUUUCACCACUCCUACACGUCGAGAACGACGGGACGAUCCUCAAGGCCGUACGCGCAUACGAGCGCGACCGCCAACGGUCCAAGAAGACGAAGGAGCGCACCGAGCGCGAACGCGAGCGCGAGCGACAGCGCGCUGCUGCCGCCGCCGCCACCCCCACCUCCGACGGGCGCCCGUGCCGCCACUGCCCCUCCACUUCCCCCUCCGCACGGCGCACAGGCCUGGCGCUCACGCUCACGAGCGCGAGCACGAAGGAGGACACGUCGCUCGCGCACGGCACCCCCGGCUCGCCGCUCGUGGAGGAGAUCAUCGCGGACGUCGUCGAGCGCGAGACGCGCGCGCGCGGCUCGCUCGAGGUGCACCUCGCGCAGCUCGUCAAGCCCGCCAAGGCGCGGCGCAGCAAGGCGGGCGAGUUCGAGCUGGUGCCCGCGAUCCCGCUCGUGAUCGCGCUGGACGACGCGCUCGCGGAGGACGCGGAGCUCGACGAGCCGUGGGAGCACAUCUCCGCGGACGAGCUCGACGAGAAGCGCGCGGCGCCGCCGUCGUACGCGACUGUCGUCGCGAGCACGGCGUGA